Molecule: messenger RNA, 615 nt
Organism: Nematocida major
Lineage: Eukaryota; Fungi; Microsporidia
Exons: 1
Coding region: 1-615 (204 amino acids)
Source: RefSeq, a predicted model, not a curated record
AUGGACGAGUACUAUAGCCAGUGCAAACGCACGCUGGAGGAGGACAGCGACGAGGGCGGGCACCCGAACGUGGACCGGCGCGCGCUGAAGACGUGGAAAAGAGAAGCCAAAGAAAAAGUCCGGGAAGAGCUAAGAAUGCGGCUGAAGGCCAUAGAGGGCGCUGCGUCCAGCGAGGGCGAGGCAGCGACGAUCAGAGCGCUGCUGAAAGAGAAAAUAGUAGACACGAUGUCUGUCACCACGGUGAGCAAGGCCCGGAAGCUGGAUAAAAUCGUGGCUGUGGAAACGCCGUGCACCGAGCUGUUCAAGCUUGUUUUGGCCGCGGUGGAGACGGACAGCGUGCUGGAGUACAUAAAAGUGUUUGAGGCGAUGAUGAAAAAGAAGCCAGUCGACGAGAUGGAGGAGUAUCUUUUGAUGUGCCUGCGGGAAAACCUGCAGGACAACUGCGAAGAGGCUGCGCUGCGCAUUGCCAAGAUGUGCAUAGUGCUCGAGUAUAUGAAGAUGCCUGGAAAGGGCCUAACACACGCUGUUUUGCAAGCCCUGGAGAAAGAGGGCGCAGCCUACUAUGAAAGGGCAAAGGAGCGCUAUAAGAGCUUGCGCAUCGAGCCCGCGCCAUAG